Molecule: messenger RNA, 4606 nt
Organism: Elgaria multicarinata webbii
Lineage: Eukaryota; Metazoa; Chordata; Lepidosauria; Squamata; Anguidae
Gene: TOP3A
Product: DNA topoisomerase III alpha
Exons: 19
Coding region: 535-3567 (1010 amino acids)
Biological process (GO): DNA topological change
Cellular component (GO): nucleus; chromosome
Molecular function (GO): DNA binding; DNA topoisomerase type I (single strand cut, ATP-independent) activity; zinc ion binding
Source: RefSeq, a predicted model, not a curated record
GAAGCCGCUUGGGUUAUGUGUAGCCAGAGCUUGGUGGGCUUUUGCACCUGGAGUAAGAUCUGGAGAGGGGGAUCCGCGUUGCACCUCGAUAGGGCGAGUGGUGAAACAGAUUUCCUCUUUCUUAGAUACCGAGGUGCAUGCCGUCUGGUUCUGGUUUUAAUCUUCCAUGCUGUGAUAUGACUUACGCCGGUUGAUCGUCUCCUGAUGAAAAGCAAGGAUCUGGCUGCUGUUUGCUCCGGCCGUCCUUGGUUGUCAAAGGACUCGGUCCCUCAUGCAUUCACCUUUGUAACAAAUGGAAAGCUGUAGAGAUCAGAACACCUGGAGGUGUGCAGCCUUUAAUGUUUCAUGUUUGGCAAGUGAACUGCCGUCUUCUGUACCCAGAGCUGAGUUUUAGUCUUUUCAUGCCCGACUUUUGCUGCCCUUUCCAUUGUUUCCAUGAAGGCUGCAAACAGAGGAAUAUAGGAAUAUAAAGCACCAUUCCAAAGAAACCUCCACUAUGCCUUGGCAGGCUGGGAAUCGUCCCCAGCACUCAGCAUGAUCGGACAGACCAGAUUGUUUACUUGCUGUGGAGUCAGGUUAUUCUCCCAGUCCUGGAAACUUUGCUUUUCUCAGGCUGCUGAAGGCAUGACGUUCCGAAACAUCCAGAAGGUUCUCUGUGUGGCAGAGAAAAACGAUGCUGCCAAGGGGAUUGCAGACAUCCUUUCUAACAGCAGGAUGAGGAGGAGAGAAGGGUUUUCCAAAUUCAACAAGAUAUAUGAAUGCCAAUAUCACCUGUUUGGUCAGAAUGUAAAUGUGGUAAUGACGUCUGUGUCUGGACACUUGUUGACUCAUGACUUUAAGUUGCCUUUUCGAAAAUGGCACAGCUGCAACCCGCUUUUCCUCUUUGAUGCUGAAAUUGAGAAAUUCUGCCCCGAAAACUACAUAGACAUUAAGCGAACCCUUGAACGAGAAGCAGCGCAGUGCCAGGCUCUGGUGAUCUGGACAGAUUGUGACCGCGAAGGAGAGAACAUUGGCUUCGAAAUAAUUCACGUUUGCAAAGCAGUAAAGCCAAGCCUCCAGGUGUUCCGAGCCCGCUUCUCCGAGAUCACGCCUCGUGCCAUAAGAGCUGCUUGCGAGAACCUCACUCAGCCUGAUCAGAACGUUAGCGAUGCUGUGGAGGUCCGGCAAGAAUUGGAUCUCAGGAUAGGUGCUGCCUUUACCCGAUUCCAGACGAUGAGACUCCAAAAGAUCUUCCCUGAUGUGUUAGCAGAACAGCUGAUCAGCUACGGGAGCUGUCAGUUUCCAACACUGGGGUUUGUGGUGGAAAGAUUUAAAGCCAUUCAAGCCUUUGUUCCUGAGGCAUUCUACAAAAUUAAAGUGACCCACGACCACGAGGAAGGCACCGUGGACUUCAACUGGAAGAGGAACCGUCUCUUCAACCACACAGCAUGCCUCGUUCUCUACCAGAUGUGUAUGGAGGAUCCGGUGGCCACAAUCAUGGAGGUUGGGAGCAGACCGAAGAGUAAAUGGAGGCCUCUGCCAUUGGAUACUGUGGAACUUGAGAAGUUGGCCUCUCGUAAGCUGAAAAUAAACGCCAAAGAAACCAUGAAGAUCGCUGAGAAGCUCUACACUCAGGGGUACAUAAGUUACCCUCGAACAGAGACCAACGUCUUUCCAAAAGACUUAAACCUCCCCAGUUUGGUGCAGCUUCAGACCCAAGACCCCCACUGGGGAGCCUUUGCACAAAGGAUCCUAGACGAGGGUGGGCCGACCCCGCGUAAUGGAAAUAAAUCCGAUCAGGCUCACCCCCCCAUUCAUCCUACAAAAUACGUGGGUAAUUUGCAGGGGAACGACCAGCGGCUGUACGAAUUCAUUGUACGCCAUUUUCUGGCCUGCUGUUCCCAAGAUGCUAAAGGGCAGGAAACGACAGUGGAGAUUGACAUUGCUAAUGAGCGCUUCGUUGCUCACGGGCUGAUGAUCCUGGCCAGGAAUUACUUAGAUGUCUAUCCUUACGAGAAGUGGAGUGAUAAGGUUAUCCCCGUGUAUGAGAGGGGAUGUCGUUUCCAACCCACCACAGUGGAGAUGGUUGAUGGAGAGACCAGCCCACCCCAGUUGCUUACAGAAGCGGAUCUCAUUUCCCUCAUGGAGAAACAUGGCAUCGGCACCGAUGCCACCCACGCGGAACACAUCGAGACCAUCAAGUCCCGCAUGUAUGUGGGUCUCACUCCAGACCAGAGGUUCCUUCCGGGACACCUGGGCAUGGGGCUGGUAGAAGGCUACGAUUCCAUGGGCUAUGAGAUGUCCAAGCCCGACCUCCGAGCUGAACUGGAGAGUGACCUGAAGCUGAUUUGCGAGGGGAAGAAAGACAGAUCGCUCGUGCUGAGAGAGCAGGUCCAGAAAUACAAACAAGUCUUCAUAGAAGCUGUGGAGAAGGCGAAGAAGCUGGAUGAGGCGCUGUCUCAGUAUUUUGGGGAAAUGAACCAGGUCGCACAGCAAGAAGAAACCUAUCCAGCAAUGCCAGAUCCCGUUAGGAAAUGUCCACAGUGCAACAGCGACAUGGUCUUGAAGACCAAGAAGAAUGGAGGAUUUUACCUCAGCUGCUUGGGCUAUCCCACCUGUAAGACCGCAGUGUGGUUCCCCGAUUCUGUGCUGGAUGUUAGCAAGGACAGCUCCGUCUGUGACGUGUGCAAACCCCAUCCGGUGCACAGGCUGAAACUGAAGUUCAAGCGGGGCAGCCUCCCUGCCAUGAUGCCGCUGGAGUUUGUCGGCUGCAUCGGAGGCUGCGAUGAAACCCUGAGGGAGAUCCUGGAUCUGAAAUACCUGCAAGGGCCGCCCAGGCCUUUGCAGCCCGCCAACCAGCUGACUAACCUCUCACAGGCCAACCCGUCCCUCCACCCCACGGCCGGCAACCAGGCCCAUCGGAGCCUGUUCUCACCGGCCACCCAAGCACUCAGGAAUCCUCCCGCUGCACUUCUCGACACUGGCGGGAACGACGCGGUGGUGUGCAACUGCGGAGAGGAGGCCGUGCUGCUCACGGUCCGGAAAGAAGGGGCCAACCAAGGCAGGCAGUUCUAUAAAUGCAACGCUGGCAGCUGCAACUUCUUCCUGUGGGCCGACCAGCAGCCGGACGACAGGCGCAACGGGCUAGCCAGGGGCUUUGCACCUCCACCCUCAGGCGCCUCACAUAGAGGGGACAGGGGCCCAGGCCGCUCUUGGAGUGAUGGCUCCGAUCCAGGAGGAGGGAACGGGCGAGGCAGCGGAGGAGGUGCCGUCUGCAGGUGUGAGCAGCCCGCCGUCACCAGGACAGUUCUGAAAGACGGACCCAAUAAAGGCCGCCAGUUCCACACCUGUUCCAAGCCCAGAGACCAGCAGUGCGGCUUUUUCCAGUGGGUGGAUGAAAACGUGGCACCAGCAGCCUUUCCUUCAAGCCACUUCAUGGAUGAAGGGAACGUGAGGGGAUCAGGAACCAAAGUUAAAAGGUCAGACAGCGAUUCUUCCCUGAAAGCACCUACCACCAAGAGGCCAAGGACUUGCGGGAUUUGCCACCAACCUGGUCACACCAGGAAGACGUGUCCCCAGAACCACUGAAGCUGGUCAGCCCACAGAAUUUGGUCCAGGAUAUUCUUGUAGAAGGACAGAAGAGAAGGAAUCCAUGAGAUACAACAAGGAUGUGUUUGCUGGGGAUAUUAAAAGCCUGUUUGCAAACACAAGUCCUUUUGGAGCUUGCACCAAACUCUCUCUGCGAAUACUGGCAAAAGACCAAAUCUGCUUUCUAUAAAGCAAAUACAGCACAGGUCUUUGUUCUCCUCGUUCUGAUGUAGACAGAAGGAAGUCUGUCCACUAACAGUUCCUGUGCGGCAACCUAUAAGUCUCCUGCAUUUUUUUCAUGGUUCCUUUUUAAGUGUCUCUUCAGCUCCAUAAACUCUGUAAAUUAGAAGAGGAUUUUUAUCUCUUUCUGUAUGUUGUUCCUUCAGAGUGGGGCAAACUCUGCAAACAGAAAUGUGUGUUGUUGUUCGUUUUUAACACAGGCCAGCUGAGCAGGCGCUUAACCUGAAGUGCCUGCAUCUUGGGUAAUGUUUUAUUUUUUAUAAUGACACACAGACACAUGGAAAUUCAUGGAAAAAAUAAUGCAAAACAUUAACUUAUAUAUACUCUGCUCCUCAAGAGAAAAUGGGAGGUAGAAUAAGACUUCAGAGCUUAGCUUUUUCCACAGCUAUGAUUUAUAAAUACUCAGAUCCUUAAAUGUGGCUGUUGCUACUAUGAAAUAGCUCAUCGCUACAGUGACGUUGCAUCUGAAGGAGCUGUAAGAGCGCUGUUCUUACCCAGGAACCUUAAUUUUAAAGCUGAGUGGGGAAGGAUUCAGGUGUCUCCUCUAAUAAAUGUGUAGGUGAUGUCUCCAUUCUUGGAUAUAGACCUCUUCCUCCAAAUGAGAACCACUUCAGUUACUUCUACAAACAGGAGUAGAUGAAACAUUUGCAACACAUACAAUUUAAUCUUGGUUUUCUCGUGUUGUCUGGUAAAAACCAUGCUCCUAUCAUCACAAAAGAUGCCGCUGCUUGGGUACAAACCAAUUCAGGUAACUUAUCUGCCUUUUUUAAAAUUAAAUGUGUUUUUUUGUAAAGCUCAA